GCUGGUCAUCUAGGCGUUAGCUAAUGGCGAUCCUCAUAAUAAAUACAAAUACUAAAUGGUCUCCUGUAUGGAAGUCAGACAUGCUCCACUCCCUUUCACCACCCCCACCUCACAACCUUACUUCCUGCCUUGAUGCAUGACGGGCACACUACUUCCUGCACUGCUACUGCACGUUGGCAUUGGAUGUGUACAUUGUGUUCACAUGAUAUGAAAUGUAUGACAUAAAAUGUCUAACAUUGCCAAAAUACAGGGAGGACAAGUUGCUGGCAAACCACCCACUGUUUGAUCUUCCCUUGGAACAUGGCAGACUAAGAUCCAUUUUGUGUACAAUGACAUCACAUUUUACUCUCCUUUUUUCAGAAAAUCGUAAACAACCACCAUACUAUCCAACUAGGCAGUCUGCCUUACCUCACGUACCAAGUGGCCAGGGACACAAUAUAGGCAUCUUAAUAGUAGUGGUCUGCAUAGUCCUUAUCAUCGGCAUUAUGUUAGUUACUGCCACCAAAUUCAAUGGUCCAAAACUCAAGAGGUUGUUUGAAAGGAGAACACCACUGGCAGCAGUUGACAUCCACGCAAAUAUGUACGCUAACGCAAUUGCCCAAUACUACAAUCAGCGAUCUGACGUGCCCCCACCUGAUAAACAGGGCGAAGGGGAUGACAAGGAGAUCUCAAGUAGCUCGGAUGAUGCGUUUGAGGAGUUGCCUGUUCGCCCAAAGAGGUCCUCCAUGAAGAAGGAAACCGACUACGUCAGGGUUAAACCUGGAGGAGCAACUCGGUCUCUGGAUGCCAAUGCUUUGCUAAAGGACAGCAAUGUGUAUGGUUUGGGUAGAAAAGGGGAUGACAAGGAGAUCUCAAGUAGCUCGGAUGAUGCGUUUGAGGAGUUGCCUGUUCGCCCAAAGAGGUCCUCCAUGAAGAAAGAAACUAGCCCAAAGAGGUCCUCCAUGAAGAAGGAAACUGGCCAGAGGUCCUCAAUGAAGAAGGAAACAGACUACGUCAGGGUUAAACCUGGAGGAGCAACUCGGUCUCUGGAUGCCAAUGCUUUGCUAAAGGACAGCAAUGUGUAUGGUUUGGGUAGAAAAGGUGAGGUGGGAUACACCAGCAAGACAAAGACAGACAAAGUGCCGAAAAAAACAGGGUGAGGUUGGUGCUCAGAGUAGCUCAGGGCGCAGGGACAACAAGGAGGAUGACGAUGACUAUGAAGUCAACUACAUCCAUGUGACCAUCAAACCCAAACACUGACUCAAGUAGCUACAGGAACUGUAGGUGUGUUGAUGAGUUAAGAUAAUUGAAUUAUUGCUGGAUUGAAAUUUCAAGCUUUCUAACCAGGUAGAGCAGGCCUGGCUCUCUUUUUGAUGUUGACCCUUAAAUAUUCCAGGGACCCUCAACCAGUCACGAUGUGCUGUACGCAAAUUUGCCUUUCCUAGGCUACAUUUACACUACUACGUUUUGGUUUAAAAACAAAUAUCUUUUGCUACGUUUACGCCUCACGUUCACAGUACUCCGGUGUUUCUGAUCCCCUGAAACUGGGACAUUUGGAAACACUGCUGCCCCCGUUUUGGUUUGAAAACUCCGGGGUUGCGUUGUAGUCUGGACGGGCACAGACGGAGACCUUUGGAAACGAGGAAGCAUGUCCAACAGUCAGGUUAGGUAGGCUUACAGUUCCACCUCGUUGUCGGUCCAAGCUAAGAAAUCCCUGCUCUUUUUUUUUUCUCCAAAGUAUUUUUUGCAUUUUCAACUUCUACAUCCAUGAUUUUCAACCGCAGAGUAACGUCAGACAACCUGCUUCCUGUUAACACUGGCCCGCCAAUGCCCGAUAAUUUUUUGUUGUUGUAGUGUAGAUGUAGCCCUAGGACGGCCAAGGCAUGGCCAGCUACUCUGUCUCUGAUUGGCUAGUAUUCAAUGCCUUUGUUCGUUUGAUUGGUUAGAUUAAGGCAUGAGGAUUGAAAUUAGUUAAGGUUAGGGUAAGAAUAACAGGGUAAACCAAUCAGAGGCAGAUUAAGGCAGAGUAGGGUUAGGGUUAACCCGGGACAUGCCUCUGCCAUCCUAGGAAAUGCAAAUUUGCUCAGUUCUGUAGCAUUUGAAAUUGCAUUAGUCAGACAGCUAAGCAAUCUCAGUAGGACACGCAUUGAACUCAGGCUCGUACACAGGAGGGGUAGAGUGAUCACAGUGGGGCAAUGAGGCUCUUUCCAAGCGGACUUAGAAGUUAUUUAUUGCUGUCGGGGUAUAGAGACCAUUUCAAACACUAUAUAAAAAAGUGUGUAUUGGAAAUAAUUACCAAGCCUGCCUAUAAAAGCACUGGGGAUUUUGGAGGAAGUCUCUGAUCUUGUAGUUUCCCAAACCACUAAAUGUUACUAAAUAGACAUAUUUAUUUUUUGGGCUUUUAUUGCCUUUAU
Molecule: messenger RNA, 2393 nt
Organism: Perca flavescens (yellow perch)
Lineage: Eukaryota; Metazoa; Chordata; Actinopteri; Perciformes; Percidae
Exons: 7
Coding region: 213-1139 (308 amino acids)
Source: RefSeq, a predicted model, not a curated record